Cryptomeria japonica (Japanese cedar) is the source of this 1071-nucleotide messenger RNA. Its product is annotated as phosphate transporter PHO1-3-like. Gene Ontology annotation, cellular component: cytoplasm; plasma membrane; trans-Golgi network. Lineage: Eukaryota; Viridiplantae; Streptophyta; Pinopsida; Cupressales; Cupressaceae. Gene Ontology annotation, molecular function: inositol hexakisphosphate binding. Gene Ontology annotation, biological process: phosphate ion transport; cellular response to phosphate starvation. The record is from RefSeq and is a predicted model, not a curated record. Bases 1 to 1071 code for a protein of 356 amino acids. The transcript is spliced from 8 exons.
AUGAUGAAAUUUCAGAAGCAGCUAGAAGCCCAGCUUGUUGCAGAGUGGAGAAAUGCUUAUGUGAAUUACAAGCAGUUGAAGAAGGACAUCAGACAAAUUAGAGAGCAGAUUGCAAGCAAAAAACACCAUUUUGUCACCAAUAGAGUUGCACCAGAGCACAUUAUACAUCAACAUAAAAUCCAAAGCAACAUUGGCAGUGGUAAGGAGAUUGUGUACGAAACAGAGUUGAUAUAUGGGCAAUCUCCAUGGGCAGAGCAUGAUAGAGUAUUCUUUUCUAGGCUGGAUUCUCAGCUUAACAUGGUCAACAAGUUUUACAGAGCCAAAGAAAAAGAAUACCUUGUUAGAGGCAAACAGCUUCAAGUGCAGCUGGAGACUCUCAUAGACGCAAAACGAGCUAUUGCUGCAAAAUGUGGAGAGAAGGAUGGUGCUUACAGAUCUAAAGGCCUUAAACACAAAGUUGGUCAAGCAGAAAAAAUGUUACGUAGAGCCUUUAUUGAAUAUUAUAAAGGCCUCACUCUUCUCCAAAAUAACAGGUCCUUAAACACUCUUGCUUUCGCAAAGAUACUAAAGAAGUACGAUAAGGUUACAGGAAGGAGUGUGAUGGAUACCUAUCUAAGAGAAGUGCAAUAUUCCUAUUUGUCAACAAGGUCUGACAAGGUGCUACGCAUAAUGGAGAGAGUAGAGAUUUUGUUCACUAAAUACUUGAGCAAAAACAAGCGAAGAGAUGCUAUGAACUCUUUGAGACCUUCUCCCCAUCACAAGUCUAACCGCAAAACUCUUUCUUUAGGUUUUUUCGUAGGUUGUUCAGUGGCUUUGCUAUUGGCAUUUGUGCUUGCGCUUUCUCAACAUCACAUUGUGGAUGAUUUGCCAAAUGAGUCUGAAGGAUCAAAUAGGUCAAAAUCUGAAAAGGAUGAUAAUGAAAAAAGACCAAUGAUCUUUGAACCAGAAGCACAGAAUAACGAUCAACCAGAAAAUGUAGUUUUUGGUUCUCAACCAAUAAGUGAUGACAAUGAAGAAGAAAAUGGAAAAUCGACUGGAGACUCAGAAGAGGAAGAUGUUGAAUUGCAAUAG